Messenger RNA from Cyclospora cayetanensis, 591 nucleotides. RefSeq names its product 2-Cys peroxiredoxin BAS1, chloroplastic. Gene Ontology annotation, cellular component: cytosol. Gene Ontology annotation, molecular function: thioredoxin peroxidase activity. The transcript has a single exon. Gene Ontology annotation, biological process: cellular response to stress; response to oxidative stress; cell redox homeostasis. The record is from RefSeq and is a predicted model, not a curated record. Lineage: Eukaryota; Apicomplexa; Conoidasida; Eucoccidiorida; Eimeriidae. Bases 1 to 591 code for a protein of 196 amino acids.
AUGGCGUGCCUUGUGGGUUCGAAGGCUCCUGAUGUGACGUGUGAGGCGGUGAUGCCAGAUGGGAGCUUCAACACGAUAUCGCUGAAGCAUUUCCAGGGGAAGAAGUAUGUCUUGUUGUUUUUCUAUCCUUUUGAUUUCACUUUUGUCUGCCCCUCGGAAAUCUUGGCUUUUAGCAAGGCCGUUGCCGAUUUCGAGGCGCGAGACGUGCAGGUGAUCGGCUGCUCUAUUGACUCCAAGUUCACCCACACCGCAUGGCGCUCUCAGGGCCUAAAGAAUGGCGGUAUAGGCCCCGUUCAGAUCCCGCUGAUGGCAGACGUUACCAAGGAGGUUUCUAAGGCUUUCGGCGUGCUGCUGCCGGAGGGUAUGGCCCUGCGUGGACUGUUCCUCAUUGACAAGGAGGGCAUCGUACAGCACGCCCUUGUGAACAACCUUUCAAUAGGACGCUCCGUUCAUGAGGCUCUCAGAGUGGUAGACGCUCUGCAGCACCACGAGAAGUACGGCGACGUCUGCCCAGCCAACUGGCAGAAGGGCGAGAAAGCUAUGAAUCCAACCGCAGCAGGAGUAGCCGAGUACCUUGGCAGCCUGCACUAG